Molecule: messenger RNA, 5961 nt
Organism: Pieris napi
Lineage: Eukaryota; Metazoa; Arthropoda; Insecta; Lepidoptera; Pieridae
Exons: 1
Coding region: 440-4582 (1380 amino acids)
Molecular function (GO): nucleic acid binding
Source: RefSeq, a predicted model, not a curated record
GGGGCAUUAGAAAAACAAUGGUCAACAUUUGAAGAGACACACAAUAAAUUAAUAUGUAACUAUGGUGAGGAAGAUUAUGAUGAAUCGGAGUACAGCUUGAAAGAUGUAUAUGGAGAGACGGAAGAUUUAUAUAGUGAAUACAAAAUUGAUAUAAAGGAAAAACUUACUAAAUUUAAAAAUAGCCCUAUAGUUACGAGUGAUGUAGUAAGCAACAUUAACAGUGAAGUAAAAUUUACCUAGAAUAACAAUACCUACUUUUUCUGGCCACUAUUCACAAUGGAUCACGUUUCGUGACCUGUUUAAGUCAUUGAUACACAGCAACAAAUCGUUGCAAGCAGUGCAAAAGUUGCAUUACCUAAAAAAUUACCUGACCGGUGAAGCCGAGCAGUUACUACGACAUUUGCCGGUUACAAGUGAAAAUUAUGAACUAUGUUGGAGUAUGUUAGAACAACGUUUUAAUAAUAAGAAAUUUAUUACAAAUAGUAUUUUAAAAAGAUUUUUUUCUCAAAAGAAUAUUGUUUCCGAAUCUUCAAAUGCUGUUAAAGAAUUACUAGACACCACAAAUGAAUGUUUAAAUGCAUUGAAAAAUAUAGGAAUAGUAACUGACAAUUGGGAUGUUAUUGUUUUAUAUAUUUUAAGUUCAAAAUUAGAUACUAAGUCUAGAGAGUUAUGGGAAACUAAAAUUUGUAAUUUAACAGAUGAAUUGCCAACAUUAAAUCAGUUUUUUGAAUUUUUAGAGCAAAGGUUUAGGUCACUUGAAUUUUUAAUAAACAAACCAGUCAAAAGCACUCAAUCUCAUCAUGUAACUUUUAAGGAAAAAUCAAAUUGUGUCUUUUGUUCAGAUAGUACGCAUAAAAUAGGAAAUUGUAAGAAAUUUGCUAAGGGUAACCUUAAAACACGUCGUGAGUUUGUUCAAAGUUCCGCCUUAUGCUUCAACUGUUUAGGUGCUAAUCAUUCGGUUGAGGCGUGUCGUUUGCCCACCAGGUGUAAGAUUUGCAAACGAAAACACCAUUCACUUUUGCAUUACAACGCUAGUGUAUCAACAGAUAAUGUAUCAGCUAACAACCAAUCACCAGAAGAUAUCAAUGUUGUUGCAACGGCAACAACAUCGAGACCAGAAGAGACCAACAUUGAAAAUAUUACCACUUGUUUUACUAAUACCAGAAAACAAGUUCUAUUGGCAACAGCCCUCGUAAGGGCCAACAAUAAUUCUGGAUCAAGUAUGACACUGCGAGCCUUAUUAGAUCAGGGCUCACAGGCUUCAUUUAUUACGGAGUCUGCAGUCGACGGUAGUACCGCUAAUAAAGGGCGAACUUCGGUGAUACCCACGCAACCCCAUGACGUCACAUUGUGUUCCUUAUCUAAUUGUAAUGCUUCCCGCACACCUACUACGGUGUUACUCGCUACCGCACGCGUUGUUGUUUUCGAUACGCAAGGUAGGGAACACAACGUGCGCGCUUUAUUGGACAGUGCCUCGCAAAGUAAUUUCGCCAGUCGCAGCUUAUGCCAGCGGUUGGGUUUAGAGACAAACCAGAAACCCUCAUGUUCAGUGGUUAAAGGGAUUGGAGGCACUACUAAGCCAAUUCUAAGUUCGGUUUCGGUGAAAUUCUUCUCCCGCUUUGAUCUCAGUGUGUGUUUUAGCAUGGACUCCCUCGUAGUCGACAAGGUCACGGAGCGCUUGCCCACUGUGUCUGUGGAUAUUUCGUCGUUGAUCAAUUUUAAUAAUUUACCUUUAGCUGACGAUACCUACGCUGCCCCUGGAGAUAUUGAUUUGUUGAUUGGAGCAUCAAUCUUUCCUCACCUUCUCUUAUCUCGUAAAGUUCAAGGUCAGUCUGAUUGUCUCUCACCGGUCGCUUUAGAGACCGUGUUAGGUUAUGUUAUUGUCGGCUCUGCUCCUGCUCUAGUUGAUAAUCACGCGUCUGUCUCAUAUUGUUGUGCUACAGACCCGCUUGACGCUGCUGUACGUAAAUUCUGGCAGAUAGAAGAAGUAAGCGCCCCGCAACUAUUGAGUCCAGAUGAUAAGGCGUGUGAAGAUAUCUAUAGCAGCACGACUACCCGUGAUACGGAUGGUCGAUACAUGGUCGCGCUUCCAUUUAAAGGGGAUGUAUUUUCAUUAGGUGAUUCGUUUAAGAAAUCUAAAAAUUGCUUUCUUUGUUUAGAACGUAAAAUGCAGGCAUCACCUAAAUUAAAGGAGGCGUAUGAUAACGUGAUUAGUGAAUAUUUAAAUAAGGGUUAUAUUUCUCCCGCUCCUCUAGACACUGAAGAAACUCGGAAUUUACCCUCAUAUACAAUACCUCACCAUGGUAUAAUAAGAGAAGAUAAACUUACUUCUAAAUUACGCAUCGUCCUGGACGGUAGUUCAAAGUCCAGUUCCCAAAUCUCGCUUAAUGACAUUUUAUAUAAUGGGCAAAAUCUGCAAGGAAACUUAUUUCAUAUUAUUGUUAAUUUUCGCUUAUUUCGUAUCGCUCUCUCCGCUGACAUUCGUCAAAUGUUUCUUUGCAUUGGAGUUCGGCCAUGUGACCGAAGGUUCCAACGCAUUCUGUAUCGCUUUUCGCCGCAAGAACCCUUGAAGGUUUAUGAAUUUAACCGCGUUUGUUUCGGACUGAAGUCUAGCCCGUUUCACGCUCUUCGUACCAUAAAGCAACUAGUUUUGGAUGAAGGUUCUUCUUAUCCGCGAGCACAGCAAACAGUCAAGACUGGUUUGUAUAUGGACGAUUUUGUCUACAGCAUUGACAACGAAGAUGAGGCUAUUUCCACCGCUGCGGAAGUAAUCGCUUUGAUGAAAGCCGGACAAUUUGAUCUUGUUAAAUGGACAAGCAAUUCACAAAGAGUCUUGGAUUCUAUUACGCCGUCGCAUCGUCUCUCUGCUGUAAAGGAGUUUGAUGACUCUGAUUCGCAUAAGGUACUAGGACUAUGCUGGUCACCCGCAACAGAUAAUUUUAGUCUUAAAAUCUGUACAACCGCUGAAUCAUGUACAAAGCGUACUAUUCUGUCGUGUGUCGCUAGGAUAUGGGACGUCAUGGGAUUUGUUGCACCCGUGGUCUUAUACGCAAAACUUCUCAUAAAACAACUUUGGUUGUGUGAAUGUGAUUGGGAUGAUAUACCACCCGACCACAUCAUUCAACAGUGGUCCCGUUUUAAGGAGGAACUUCCUCUUCUUGGAAAAAUUAAAAUUCCGCGACAUGUUGGCAUCGCGUCCGGUGAUGUUUUAACCGUCGUGGGCUUCGCGGACGCAAGUGAAAGGGCCUACGGAGGAGUUGUGUACUUUCAUGUAAGAGACAGUCAAGGUCUUCGCAAAAACUCAUUUAGUCUGAUAAGCGCUAAAUCUAAAGUGUCACCUCGUAAGGUGGUUUCGCUAGCACGUCUCGAGCUUUGUGCAAUAUUAGUCCUAAGCAACUUAAUUGCUAAUGUAAUUAAUACUUGUAACAAUAGCAUUAAUAUAGAUCGUGUUUUCGCAUUCUCAGACUCGACUGUAGCUCUUUGUUGGGUGCAUUCUUCGCCCCAUCGUUGGGAUACUUUCGUUGCUAAUAGAGUCUCUAAGAUUCAGAAUGAAUUUCCACCGCGAACAUUUUAUCACAUCGCUGGCCAUGAAAACCCCGCUGAUUGUUUAUCUCGUGGCCUUAGUCCCGCACAAAUCAUUGAUCAUCCGCUUUGGUUCUGCGGUCCUCAAUGGAUUCUAUCAGAUCCAAGUUUUUGGCCUGUUACGGAUUUUAAUCCAUCUACUGUGUCUCAGCCUCCAGAAGUAAAGAAGCAUGUAACUCUUUUCACUGCUGAAGACUGUGAAAAGGUUGAGAAAAGUUUUUUAAUUACGCUUGCAAAUCGUUUUUCAUCUUGGUCAAAGCUUUUACGCAUUGUCGUUUAUAUCUGUCGUUUUGUUAAAUUAUUGCCUCGGCGUAGUACUAUAAUCGCAGCGGAUUUAGAUUACGCUGAGAAUUUAAUACUGAGUGACCUUCAACGGUCCCACUUCUUCAACGAAAUCGCUAGCUUACGUACAGGCAAGCGAUGUACCCCUGCUUUUCAGCGUCUCAAGCCAUUCCUUCAGAACAAACUUCUUAGAGUCAGAGGACGGUUGAGUAACGCUGAUAUAAAAUUUGAUAGUAAGCAUCCACUCAUACUUCCUCGGAAAGGUCAUAUUUUGAAUCUUAUAGUGGAUUACUAUCACAAAUUGAAUUGCCAUGCAGGUCCGGAGCUAUUGAUGUCCAUACUGCGUCAAAAAUAUUGGAUUUUGUCCGCUCGAAAUUUAAUUCGAAGCCGGGUUCACAAAUGUUUACCCUGUUUUCGACUCCGCGCUAAACCAAAUUUUCCUGAAAUGGUCGAUCAUCGCUCCUGCCGAGUUACACCAGUCGCUAAACCCUUCGUACAUACUGGCACUGAUUACGCGGGUCCCUUUAAAGUGAGUAGUUCGCGUGGACGCGGAAUUCGCGCGUUCAAGGCAUACGUAUGUCUUUUUGUGUGCUUAACCACCCGCACUGUUCACAUAGAAGUUGCAGGUGAUUUAGCUUCCUUGGAGCUUUUAAGCGUUUUCUAUCACGCCGUGGUCCCGUGGCUCGCGUGUACUCAGAUAACGGCACUAAUUACGUAGGCGCAAAGCGCACGCUUUCGGAGUUACACGACUUCUUAGUUUCAAAACACUUUAACUCUGAGUUUGGUCACGUAUUAGCUGAAACUCGCAUUGAUUGGUCAUUAAAUACUCCUGCUGCUAGUCAUUUUGGUGGCAAUUGGGAGACCAAUAUUAAAAGCCUUAAAGCUCAUUUAUACCGGGUGAUAGGUGAUCAAAUUCUAACUUUCGAGGAGUUCAGCACUGUACUUGCACAGAUCGAGGCAGUGAUGAACUCGCGGCCACUGUGUCGCACGCUAUCCAAUGAUCCAUCGGAACCUCUCGCGUUAACACCCGCUCAUUUUUUAAACUUAACACCGCUAAAGUAUCUACCAGCUAGAGAAAUCGAAGAAGAUAGAUUACAUUUGCUUUCGCGUCAUGAGUUAGUUGACAAGCUAGUGCAGUCCUUCUGGAAGCGCUGGAAGUCUGAUUACCUUCAUACAUUGCAAAUGCGGAACAAGUGGAACACGCCAGCUAAGCCAAUUUCUAACGGCGAUGUUGUAAUAGUUAUUGUUGACAAUGCACCGCCGCUACACUGGCCUUUAGGAAUAGUGGAGGAAGUUUUCCCUGGUUCAAACGGUGUUACACGUGUGGUCCACGUUCUUACGGCGUCAGGUACCUAUCUACGUCCUGUAGUACGUCUCUGUCCCCUACCUAGCGAAUAGUUACAUUUGUAUAGGUCAUUAGUUAGGUUAGUUAGUUUACAUUUGUAUAAGUCGUUAGUUAAGUUAGUUACUUUAAUAAACUUUUCUUUAGAUCGCUUUUCAUAUCGCUAUUCAUUUACUUUCUAGUUUUUCUUGAAGGCAACCCUUCAAACCCGGGGGAAUGGUUGCGCCGGAUUCUUAUUUUAUAAUAAUUUUUGAUUUUAAAUAAUGGUUGCUCAAUACAUAUACCCAUCCUAAUAGUUCCUAGACGCAUAUCUCGUCACCCACCUAUUUUAUGUCCCAAUCCUAUGACGGUACUAGUUCCGGAACGGGCUAUAGGUGGCGCGCACGACGAUGAAUCUCUAAUAAGAAUUAAUUAGUGACAAUUUUGAUGACCCGUGAUAUGGUUGAUUAUUCACCGCACGCUCGCAACGCUUCCUUUUUCUUUUUAAACAUUUAAUUUUUUAUUAUAAACUUUAACUAUACUUAAAUUCAAUUAACUUUAACUUGAUUAAGUAUAAUUUGUGAAAGUGAUUGUUCAUUGGUGUACAACAAAGGAAAGAAGCCACUAGAAGAAGCCACGAGGUUGAAGGUACUGUGCCGACAUCCUUUCUUUCUUUUUCCCAUUGUCCAUUAUUGAGCAAUCAUAUUAGGUAUCAAUAAGAAAAAAUACAGUCCACUAUAUAACCACUUCAAAAAUAUAGCUUAUAGGUAUAAAGU